Camponotus floridanus (Florida carpenter ant) is the source of this 761-nucleotide messenger RNA. RefSeq names its product prenylated Rab acceptor protein 1. The transcript has 5 exons. The coding region runs from base 101 to 709 and encodes 202 amino acids. NCBI's taxonomy places the organism in Eukaryota, Metazoa, Arthropoda, Insecta, Hymenoptera, Formicidae. Gene Ontology annotation, cellular component: Golgi apparatus. The record is from RefSeq and is a predicted model, not a curated record.
UAUUGAAUAUCACCGAGUACGAUCUGUCUUCAGUGACUUUCGCAGAUAAAUUCGAAGGAACUCUAUUUGAUAUCGGAUAUUACAAGUUUUUUCGGAAAUCAUGGCGCAUGUAGAAAUUCCGAUGGGAGAUAUGCAGGUCACGUCAGAGAAGCAUAAAGUUACAAAUGGAUUUGAAUUUCUUCAAUUACCUCAACUACCACUUGGUCAGAUAGGUUAUCCUCAAGCUCACGAAUGGAUUGAACAUAGGAAAGCCAAUAUUCGACCAUGGUCACUAUUUGUUAACACAAACAAUAUCAGACCACCCCCUAAUAUAACAAGAUUGAGUAAACGAGUUGUAAAGAAUAUUGAAUAUUUCCAGAGCAAUUAUCUAUUUGUGUUUAUUGGACUAGUUUUAUAUUGUUUAAUCACCUCACCUUUGUUAUUACUGACAGUUGUUGCAUCUCUUGGGAUAUGUUAUAAACUCUCUCAGCGGCAUUCAAGACAAGAAUUAACAAUAUUAAAUCAUAAACUGACAUUAGCACAAGUAUAUUCUUUAGUUGCAGUUUGUUCACUGCCUAUAUUUUAUUUGGUUGGUGCACAUGCGGCUGUAUUUUGGGUACUUGGAGUUUCUUGGUUUUUGAUAACGUUGCAUGCUGCCUUUUACAAUAUUGAUGCAGUGUUGAAUCCUGGAGAGGAAGAAUUCAAUACAUUAGUUAUGCAAGAAGUAUGAUAUUACAAAUAAUUCAUUUUUUAUUAAAAGGGAAUAAAAUAAUUUUAAAAUA